AAUAAUAUCGCAUCAAAAGCUGCCACAUUUUGGCCGGUUUCUUCGUACAGAGCAAGAAAGACAUUUACGCCGGAAGACUUGAGGCUGAAAUUGAAACUCAUUCAUCGAAUCUGGUAAAUUUUUACUCUGAUUCACUAUGGAAGAUCAUACAAGAAAUGUUUCAAGUAAACUUACACCUCGGAAAAGAGCUGUAACAACAACAAAAAGCGAUGGAGUCUACAAUAAAAAGUGUAGGUAUGAUGCAGGUGAAUGUUCGAGAACAGAAAUGCCAAAAAAACGACCUUCAUGUCAAUCAACAAAAAGACAAAAAAGACACAAAGAAGACCCUAAAAAGCGGGAAAUAAUUGAAAGACGAGAUGUUUUGGACACAAACAUAUAUUAUACAAGAUUCAACGCAUAUGAAGACAAAAUGAAUAUGUUGAUAAAUUCUCGGGAAAAGAUAUGUAACUUUUUAAAAAGUGUAGGAUUGGACGAAAAUGUCUUUAUUCGGUGUUUUGCACAAAGAACAAAUAUUUUGUUAAAAGACAUUAACAAAUACGAUUACAGUCAAGAUUUUGUUAAUUUUGGAAAACUCGAAUUGUUUCUUGAACACUACAUAAAUACAAAUGUUUUACAAGACAAAUACAAGACCACUGAGGCACCAAAAAUAAUCAACAAAUUUCGACCUCUUUCUCCGGUUGUAAGCAGAGAAGCAAAGAUCGACGAAUCUGGUGAAGACUUAAGCAACAUAACAUCCAAUAUUAUUAUCAUACAAGGGGGAAUUGUAACAUAUUCCCGCCAUUAUAUGACAAUAUGUUAUGUAACAAGAGAUGGUGGCAGAAAUGAUGUUCGUUGCCCAUCUUCUGUCACUGAUUUAACCAGAAUUAGUGAAGACACUGUUCUGGCCACCCUACCCUUUAGAAAAAUUAUUCUUAUUAUCAAUCCCUCGAGUUUUAAAAUUAAAACUCUUCAAUUAGGUUUUAUGAUGGUGUCAUAUUUACAACAUUCUACGUUCAUAGGUGUGGAAAUGUUUAUGAAGACCAUAUACCUUGUUGAUUGGGAUGAUAAUGUAAUUACAAAUAAAUUUGAUGUCAAAGAGAUACCUGCAGAUAUUACUGUAGGGGUACAGUAUCAACUAUUAAUAUCAUUUGCUAAUAUUAAUAGAGUUGUAUGCUAUAAUUUGGAUGGCCAGCAGAUAUUUGAGGUCUACACUCAUUCUCUGGAUCUCCCAACCAAUGUCACUGUGUACCAAAACCAUUUUUAUGUCCUCCAGGGACAUAUAAUUUAUAAGAUUUCAGGUACAGGUGGUGUUUCACAGAGGGAAAUAGGCACGAAAUGUAGGAAUAUUUCUGUUGGCACAGGUGCCAUUUUCUUAACAGAUUAUUUUGGUAUUCUUCGUGUGGUUAAAACAAAUAAAGACUUUUGGCCCAAACUGUCAUACAGCCGCCAGUUGCACACCCCCAAGUUAAACAACCAUAUUUAUAUUGAAGAUCCCUGCAAUAUUACAAAUAUUCUACCUAUGUCAACAUCUUCUAUAUUAAUUACCUACAGGAAUAACAAAGCUAUAUUAUUCACUGAUACGGGGGGAAAAAUUGGCCCAAAUUAUUUAAAUUUCCCCUUCUUUCCUUCAGUCUUUUGUAGAAUGAACUCAGACAGAUUUCUGGUCUUUUAUCGUGAAAUCAAAAGACUUCAGUAUAUCACAUGUCCUGAACUAAACAAGGGUCCUUUAAUACAGGUUCACACUGAUUACAUUAAAAUAUGUCAUAUUGUGUCAAAUAAGUAUUUAGCUCUGAUUACUGAUGAAAACAAAACAGAGGUACAUAUUCAGUUGAUUAAGGAGGACAGGGUUGACAUCAAAAUCAGAAUUUCACUGGAACAUGAUGCUGUUACCAUUGCUGCAACUCCAAUUAAUUUCGUAAUUGUAGACGUAAAGAAACAUAAACUGGUAUUUUAUUCCACAUCAGGUGAAGCACUUUUUGAAAAAUACCUUCAGUUCUAUGGCUGUCUUCAUCACAUCUACUCUGAUAAUGUAUAUUAUUAUGUUCUGUUCAAGAGAGAGUCUGUUGUGAAAUGUUACAAUAUAUAUGGAGACAUUAAAUGGCAGUGGAAACUACCUUUGACUGUUCACUCUCACAUUGCUGUUUUCCAAGGAACUAUUUAUGUGUUGGACAUUGAAUUCCACAGGGUUCUUCUUUACAGGUAUCAUGACUGGUCUGGCUGUUGUUUACCCAUCAAGAAUCCUUAUAUCAGAAAUGUAAAUAUACGACUAAAAGGAAAUGAAUAUGACAAAAUCCUCAUUGGUAAAAUAUGUAAUCUGCCAAAUGGACAGUUAGUGGUGUCCGACACAAGCAUGAUUGCUUGUUGUACAUUUCUAAUGAAGGGGACAUUGUGUCCACAUUGCCUCUGCCGUCUACAGCUACAGAUAUAUGUCGAUGGGAUUGUUUUGGAAUAGGGGUCACAUUACCCCUACAGAAACAAUUAAGGG
Molecule: messenger RNA, 2464 nt
Organism: Octopus sinensis (East Asian common octopus)
Lineage: Eukaryota; Metazoa; Mollusca; Cephalopoda; Octopoda; Octopodidae
Exons: 2
Coding region: 137-2431 (764 amino acids)
Source: RefSeq, a predicted model, not a curated record